UUUGAAAAAUGAUAAAUGCUCAUGGCAAGGCUAAAAGGAUGUCCGGAGAACUCCAUCACCACCACCACACACCCUUCCCGGACCUCUACUCCUGAGGCUACCAUUUAACAGUUUGCCAUGCGUCUUCCCACAGAGGUCCUUCUGGAAGAGAUUUUCACCCCCCGGAAAAAAGGAACCAUAGAGUAGCUCUCUGUGGAAUCCGCCAAGGAGUGCGCCAGGGAGUGAGGGCAUGGCUGGAAGGCUGAGGUCCCUAAGACUACAUGCCCCUGCCCUGCCUUGAAGGUCCUGUAGUCCUGCCUCGGGUGGCCGCACGCCUUGGCUGGGGUGAGGGAGAAUCUAGCACCGACCACCGGGGCAUCUGGAGAACUGGAACCUAACUGUGCUUGGGGGAGGGUCCACAGGUGUCUGCACAAGUGGCAUCUGCCUGAAGCCCUCAUCAGGAACUGUUUCCAGAGCUGCAGCGUUUAGUAUAUAUGUGUGUGGAUGCCUAGUGUGUGUGAACAUAUGGAGGUUGUGUGAGGAUGUGUGUCCACUGUGUGUGAGAACACGUGCGUGCUGGGUGAGCAAGUGUGCACAUGGUAUGUGUGCGCUGUUUUCACUUUGUGAGGAUGUGUGCACUGAGAAACUAUCCUACGUGUAUAACGCUUUGAGUGUGCGCACUGUGUGGGGAGGUGUGUUUAUAUCGGUGUGUGCACGCUACAUGUAAGCAGCGUAUGAGGACUACGUACACACCGGGUGUGCUUGCGCGCUGAGUGAAGACUGGUGUGCACGUCGAACGUGCGCGCGGUAUGUGCGCGUGCUGUGAGAACUAGUGCGCACGUUGCAUGUGCAUGCUGCGUGCUUGUGUUGUGUGAGGGUCAGUGUGCCCCUCGCUUGUGCACGCGGUGCGCGUGCGCGGCGUGAGAAACGGUGCGCACUUCGCACGUGCACGCCGAGUGCGCAAGCUGUGUGAGAAGGACGCGUGCGCGUGCGGACGCGCGCGGGUCCGGUGCGGCGCGGCGGCUGGGGCAGUGCGCCUGUGUGGUUCGCGUGUCCCUAUGGAGCGCGGCGGUGGUUGCGGGGCUGGAGCGGGGACCGAGGGGGCUGCGCGGGGAUCCCCUCUCCCUGGGAAGAUGGCCGAGUCGGGUGCGGUGCGGACCUCGCCGCCCAACCACCGGCCUUCAGGCAUGGAUGGAUUUUUAAGAUCUGAUGAGAGACAAAGACUAGCUAAAGAAAGACGAGAAGAGAGAGAAAAAUGUCUUGCUGCCCGGGAGCAACAAAUCCUGGAGAAACAGAAAAGAGCUAAGCUCCAGUAUGAAAAGCAAAUCGAAGAACGAUGGCGGAAACUGGAAGAGCAGCGGCAGCGGGAGGAUCAGAAGAGGGCUGCUGUGGAAGAGAAGAGGAAGCAGAAACUCCGGGAGGAGGAGGAGCGGCUGGAGGCGAUGAUGCGUCGGUCCCUGGAGCGCACACAGCAACUGGAGAUGAAGAAGAAGUGCUCGUGGGGAGCUUCACUGGCCACAGGGCCUGGAGGACGUGAUGGUGAAUCAGAAAAUACCCCACCCCCUCCUCUAGGUUUAGCAUCCAGCACCCUUCCUCCGGACCCAGGGACCAGUGCCACCGCUGCCGAGUCCACCAACGCAUGUGACAAACUUUCAACAUCAGCCAUGAAUUUGCCAAAGCAGACGGAGCCUCCCAUGAGUAAGCGCCUGUCUUCAUCCACCGUGGCAAUAUCCUAUUCCCCAGACCGAGCUCCUGCUGGCCCUCUUAAAUCUUCUUACAAGUCUUCUCCCACUCGGAGUGCUGAGAGGAAGAAGACUACAUCUACAUCUGGCACAGGAGAUUCUGGGAAAGGAGCCCCUGCAGGAGCGGAGGCCUCUCCGACAGAGAAGAUGAAGAGAGGCCCUCGAACAACAGCUUCCGUUCCCAGCGUGGGCCUCGGGUCUCCUCUGAGAAGAUGUGAGUUUCCAGGAAGCAUUUCUAAGCGGUCAUCCUCUCCAGUGACAUCCAAGACAACUUCAAAAGCAUAUCCACAGUCUCCAAAGAAUGUGAAGCCACCAUACCCAGGGUCUCCUGUGAAGUACCGCUCUCCCACCUUUCCCAGCCAGGAAACACCCAAGAGGAAAGCAGAGAAAGAGAAGAGCAAUAAAGAAAGGGAGGGUACCCUGGCCCAGCAGGCAGCUGGCCUGCAUGGGGAGGAAGCCCCAGAGAAGCACGUGGUGGACAAGCAUGUCACGGAGAAGCAUUUGGCCACAGGAGGGAAGACCGAGGGCAGUGGAGCCUCAGGGAAGCCCACGGCAGGCACCACUGAUGCAGGAGAGGCUGCAAAGAUCCUGGCUGAAAAGAGACGACAAGCCCGGCUACAGAAAGAACAGGAGGAGCAGGAACGGCUGGAGAAGGAAGAACAGGACAGGCUGGAGAGAGAGGAAUUGAAAAGAAAGGCAGAGGAGGAAAGGCUUCGCCUAGAAGAGGAAGCCCGUAAGCAGGAGGAGGAAAAGAAACGGCAGGAAGAGGAAGAAAAAAGAAAGGCAGAAGUGGAGGCUAAGAGGAAGGCCAAGGAGGAGCUGUUGUUAAAAGAAGAGCAAGAAAAGGAAAAACAAGAAAAAGAAAAGCAAGAAAAAGCCAUGAUUGAAAAGCAGAAGGAAGCAGCAGAAGCAAAGGCCCAGGAGGCAGCUAAACAGAUGCGUCUAGAAAGAGAACAGAUCAUGCUGCAGAUUGAGCAGGAGCGCCUGGAGAGGAAGAAGAGAAUAGAUGAAAUCAUGAAGAGAACAAGGAAGAGUGAUGUGUCUCCAGAAGUGAAGAAAGAAGACCCAAAAGUAGAGCUUCACUUGCCUGUGUAUGUGGAAAAUAAGACAAAACCAGUUGUCCCGAACAAAAUAGAAAUAAAUGGGUUGAACACCUGCCAGGAAGUUAAUGGUGUGGGGCGUACUGCCCCAGAAACUUUUCCUCGAGACGUUUUCUCUAAUGGGCUUAAACCAGUUGGGGGACUUGUUCAUCUAGACACCCUUGAUGGGAAAUCAAACAGCCUGGAUGACUCAACUGAAGAAGUUCAGUCUAUGGAUGUGAGUCCUGUUUCAAAGGAAGAGCUUAUCUCCAUCCCAGAAUUUUCACCAGUAAGUGAAAUGAUUCCUGGGGUGUCUCUGGACCAAAAUGGAACUGGUAAUGCCCGAGCACUUCAAGAUCUCCUAGAUUUCACUGGCCCGCCCAUGUACCCCAAGCGAUCCAGUGAAAAUCUCAGCCUGGAUGACUGUAAUAAAAACUUGAUUGAAGGAUUUAACAGUCCUGGCCAAGAAAAUACUCUGAACACCUUCUGUUGACAAAUACAUCUCUUUAAUGAAAGGUGGUGUUUGGAGAGCCCAUGAAGCUGCUGGUAGUCAAAUCCAAGCUGCUGGUCCUCUGAAGAAGCUUCUGUUGUCCUAAAUCACUGGAUUCCAAAUUAUUAGAUGAAAAUGUAACUGUAUCCCUAGUUAGUAUGUCAAACACUGGCCACUCUUGGUAGAAACCACUCUUGGUCGAAACCUUGAAACAUUGGCCUUGUUGGGCUUUAGCAAAGUUUCAUGUUACAGUUCUAUUUAUGAGCUUCAGCUGCUGAUAAAGUGCUUCCUAUACUACUUUAUUAUCAUAGUGAUCCUCUGAAUAACCCAGGUGAUUCUGUGUUGGAAAUUCACCUUAUAACCAUUCUUAUUCCCAAAGUUGGAGUACAUAAACAUUUAGAUGUCUUUUCCUGUAAAUAUUCUAGACAUUGACUCAAACUCUACUUAAACUUACACUGAACUUGGGCUGCUUAUCUCCCUGUCUGUGUUUAGAAGAAGAAAUUCCAGAGGGUUUUCCCCCUUUCUGUGGUUUAUUUGUUGGAAGUUACUAUCAAGCUGUUUCUUAUUAUUAAGCUUAGCCACCUGCAAAAUGCGUUGCCCCAUAUUACUCCUUGGGGGGCUGACAGAAUAAUAUUGUCUGGUUGAUUAAGAAAACUAUUAAGCAAUGUGGAAUGAUUUCUGUUCACGUAUGCAUUUUAUUAUAGACUUGGGCACCUGAAUCUAGCAAGGAUCUUGUCAUUGUUACCCCUUAAAAUAUCCAAGCCAUCGAGUAGCUUUUGGACUGAAGGAAGCUUGAAUGAUUUGUGGGGCUCAUGCACAGGUGGUUGGUUUUCAUGUUGUUGCUAUCGUUUUUCUCUUGGACCUUGGGGCCCUUGUUUGUUUGCUCCUGUGUUUGCUCAACUCUAAUGAAACCAGGCUCAAAUGAAAAUGAUAGUUCUCUGGAACAAGGGGGCCCUGAACUGGACCCAACAUGUCAUUUUAACAGACCAACAUAAAAAUAUCUGAACAAGGGACAAUGACACUAGAAUGUAUACUUCAUGUGUUUUAUGCCAUAUAAUGUGUUUUCUUAAUUUUGUUUCUUGUGGUGAAAUGUGACUUUCAGAUUAAAAUGACCUCCUUUGAAACUGUUUUUUGUUUGAAAACUUCUUUGAAACUCUUGUACAGUAAAGAGUUUGGAAAAGAUCCAUAAUUCUGACUGAGGUUUGCAACCAGGAGAUAAAAAGAAGUCUCAGUAAUAAUCUUGUUCAUGUGCUUUUAAAACCAGCUACAGUUUAAGACUUUAUCAGUUAUGGAAACUGUGUAUGUUUGUGUAUGUGUAUAUAUUAAAUAAAAUACAUGCCUCCAAUAAUGCAGUGCCAUUGAUCUUGAAUAUCAGGGGAAAUCCCUUUUAUGACAAGCACACAGAAAAUGAUAGCAUGGUCUGACUUUCAAAAAAUGCCUCACCAUCUUUCUUAGUUUUAUUUUGCUAAAUGUUUGUUUUGUUGUGAUCUGUUGUGCCUCAUAGCACCAUUGUGACCAUGGUGAUGCCUCAUGUGCAUGAUGUGUUCAUUGUGUUUAAUGUGAAAUACAUUUUCAUUGAAGAAUCUGA
Acinonyx jubatus (cheetah) is the source of this 4878-nucleotide messenger RNA. RefSeq names its product MAP7 domain containing 2 (gene MAP7D2). Gene Ontology annotation, cellular component: microtubule cytoskeleton. NCBI's taxonomy places the organism in Eukaryota, Metazoa, Chordata, Mammalia, Carnivora, Felidae. The transcript is spliced from 17 exons. The coding region runs from base 1038 to 3293 and encodes 751 amino acids. Gene Ontology annotation, biological process: microtubule cytoskeleton organization. The record is from RefSeq and is a predicted model, not a curated record.